Linum trigynum is the source of this 405-nucleotide messenger RNA. The record is from the annotation of a GenBank genome assembly. NCBI's taxonomy places the organism in Eukaryota, Viridiplantae, Streptophyta, Magnoliopsida, Malpighiales, Linaceae.
AUGGGCUCUACGCCACCUGCCUCCGCUAGCGCCUUGCAGGGAUCGACCCGGACAUCCACCAGGAGACCCCCAUUACCCACCUCGUCCUCGAGCUCCGCCGCUCCAAAUCCUUCUCCAGCAGCUCAAAUGCCUCCUUCUCCACCACUUCCACCUCUGCCACCACCAACACUACAAUCUUCGAGCCACGCUGCCGCUCGAGGUCCGGCGCUGAAACACACUCGUCGAGCUCUUCUACCACGACGACGAAAGACCAGCCAUCGAGUCGUACGCCAAGGUCGUCGUCGCCGAGCUCAAGAUGCUAGGAGGAGGAGAUGGGGACGUGGACGGGGAUGGAGAGAUAUUUUUGGCGAGAAUGAGAUUGUUCCGCCAGAUCUGGAGUACGACUACGAGGAGGAAGAAGGGUAG